ACAUGAAUAUUUCUGGCUGUGUAUUGGGCAGCGAUCAUCAAUGUGUGAUUAUUAUAAAUUGAUCAUUUCUUUAAUCGUAUAAAUCCUUCGGCGUGUACAGGGAAAUAUUUGUGCGAUUGUAACAAUCGAUGAAUGACUUGUGUCGCACACUUGCACAGUACUGAUUGUUACGAAUAUUUCUGGUGUACCGGCGGGAAGCGAUUUUCAAUUUGUACCGAUAAAUAAACGGCUUGUAUUCCGAGCGCCGCUCCUGUUUCUGUCCGGCGGUGUGUUUUCAUUGGCUGUAGGUUUCUGAAGUCUUUUGGAGAUUAAAGUUGAACAACCAAGCGCGGAUCUACUAUUACUUCUUAUUAUGGAGUAUUGCGGUGAAAUCUUACAUACCGCGAUGUAAAGCUCGCCGUUCUGACGUACUAAGGGUGACCAGAUCGGAGACCCCUGGGAGCGAUGACAGCUACUCGGUUCUGUCAUUAACACGUAACAAUCAGCUUUGGGGUGGUGAGUGACGGAUGCUUAGUGAGCGAGCGCUGCGAUUGGUCGGUGGUUGACAGAUGGUGUGUGUGUGGUCAGUGUGACAGCUUGGUGACUCCCCCCCUCCCCCCCCCUCCUCUGGGACUUUUACACUUGCACUACCAGUUGAUCUGCACAUGUCAUCCAGAAAGGACACUUUUCCUCCUGAGGACCCCAAGCAACACUGCUGUUGUCACUGACUGGGGAGGGACAGAUGCGGAGUAGAGGUCCUAUUACAACUCCAGUACAGUUCCAGGACUCGGACGAUCGGCAGGUGACAUUGGGUGACAGAGGUGACGGUGUCACACCUGCGGAGUAGUGAGGAGCGGCACCACAAGAAGCCACAAGUGGACUAACCUGGAGGCUGUAUACAGGAGCACAGGGAUGAGAUUGUAUAUGAGAUAUUCCUGGAAUGAGGAGAGCCUGGAGCUAGCCCUAUGUGACGCCGGACGCCAUACCUGAAAAAACACAUACCUACCGCCAGAUAGACCCAGCCGGUGAAGGAAGAUGGUGCAGAAGUACCAGUCCCCGGUACGGGUGUACAAGCACCCCUUCGAACUUGUCAUGGCGGCGUAUGAGAAGAGGUUCCCCACCUGCCCGCUCAUCCCGGUGUUCCUGGGCAGUGAUAUCCUAUAUGAGCACAGAAGUGAAGACGGCUCAUUGCACAUGGUGGAGCGCAGCUGUAAGCUCAACGUCGAUGCUCCCCGCCUCCUGAAAAAGAUUGCCGGGGUAGAAUUUGUCCACUUCAUCCAGAAGAACACCUUGAAUUGGAAAGAGCGAACCCUACACAUUGAAGCCCACAACGAGACCUUUUCCACCCGCGUCCUGGUGAACGAGACCUGCAGGUACUCUGUUCACCCUGACAAUGAGGAAUGGACGUGCUUUGAGCAGACGGCCUCUCUGGACAUCAAGUCUUUCUUUGGCUUCGAGAGCACAGUGGAAAAGAUCGCCAUGAAGCAAUACACCGCCAACAUCAAGCGGGGAAAAGAGGUCAUUGAAUUCUACUUGAAUGAGUUGAUAUCUCAGGAAAUCACUCACAUCCCAAGAUGGACUCCUGGUGGAUCAGGGGGCUAUAGCCCUAUUUCUGGGAAUGCCACCAGAGGAUACCUCUCCAGCAUUGAUGGUUCCAGAGAUGACCAGCAGGAGACGUCUACCCCGGGACUGGUUAGAGGAGAGCCUGGAGGACAUAACCAGACUUCCGAACCAGAUGGUGUUAAACUGGAAGCUGAGUAUAUAGAGCGAUAUUUGGGACAGCUCACCCCAAUGCAGGAAAGUACUUUAAUCCACCUCCGACAGUGGUUGAAGGAAACGCACAAGGGCAAGAUACCCAAAGAUGAGCACAUUUUGCGCUUCCUCCACGCUCGAGACUUUAACUUUGAGAAAACUCGGGAGAUGCUCUUCCAGUCUCUGUCCUGGCGCAAGCAAUACCAAGUAGACUAUAUUCUACAGACAUGGCACCCGCCAUCUAUCCUGGAGGAGUACUAUGCUGGGGGGUGGCAUUAUCAUGAUAAAGAUGGCCGCCCCCUGUACAUCCUACGCUUGGGACAAGUGGACACUAAAGGGCUACUGAAAGCUGUGGGAGAAGAGGCCAUAUUGCGUCAUGUUCUCUCUAUCAGUGAGGAAGGUCAGAGGAGAUGUGAAGAAAAUACUCAUCUGUUCGGUUCACCAAUAAGAUCCUGGACCUGCCUUGUGGACCUGGAAGGGCUUAACAUGAGACACCUCUGGAGGCCUGGUGUGAAGGCCUUACUCAGGAUAAUAGAGGUUGUUGAGGCCAAUUACCCCGAAACACUAGGAAGACUUCUGAUUGUACGAGCUCCCCGAGUCUUUCCAGUUCUGUGGACGCUGGUCAGUCCAUUCAUCAACGAAAACUCCAGGAAAAAAUUCUUAAUCUACAGCGGAAACAACUUUCAGGGUCCAGGAGGAGUCGCCGACUACGUGGACAAAGAGAUCAUCCCAGAUUUCCUCGGGGGAGAGUGUGUGUGUAACAUUCCAGAAGGCGGACUGGUUCCCAAAACAUUAUACCAGUCAGAUGACGAAACAGAAACGUCCGAUCAUAUCCGAUUGUGGACGGAGACCAUCUACCACUCUGCCUAUAUCCACAAGGGAUCCCCGCAUGAGAUAUCAGCGGAGAUUCUGGAGGUGGAGUCUGUUAUCACGUGGGACUUUGAUGUGCUCCGUGGAGAUGUGUUGUUUAGCCUCUUCCACUCCAAGAGGGCCCCAGUGACCCAUCAGAAGGACGCCUCCUCCUCCUCGGUACCUUCCACCGCCAGCACCAGCAAUAACGUCCAGCUGAUUGACAAGAACUGGGUGCUGGGGGUGGACUACAGCUGGGUUGAGGCUCCACUCGUCUGCAAAGAAGGAGAGAGUAUCCAGGGUUCUCAUGUGACUCGCUGGCCCGGGUUUUACAUCCUUCAGUGGAAGAUGCACAGCUCAUCGUCUGGCACCAGCAUUGCCCGAGUAGAUGAUGUUUUGGCCUCACUUCAGGUCUCCAGUAACAAGUGUAAAGUCUUGUAUUACUUCGAGGUUCUGGCAUCAGAGGACUUCAGGGGGUCAAUGUCAAGCCUGGAAUCUUGCAGUGGCUUCUCUCAGCUAAGCGGCGUCACCAACACUUCCAACAAGUCUCACACUGGCUCUAUGGUCUCCAGAUAACAGAGGGCCCUGGGGGCUUUGCCCCCUUUGACUCUCUGACCAUAUGCGCACAACUGGCCUUAUUUAUUUCAACAGAGGAUGUUGGGUCCUCGCCUAAUCCUUGAACGUGCCAUGGUAAAAUCUGGCACCACCAGCUCCAGAGAGCCAGCUUAAAGCACAUAACUGAAACUGAAUCUCAUUGCAUUUUGGAGCUUUGAAAUCUUCCGGGUUUUUGUGCCCAAAGACAUCAACCGAGUCAUGAUUGUGAUAUCUUUUGAAACCAAAUACCAAGAAGUGACUGAAUGGCAAUUUACCUCAUACGUUUGGUACUAAUUUAUUAUGCAGCUACCACCACUAACCAAGUCUCGGUUGGUGGCUGAAAAAGCUUCAGCCGAGCAUAGAGUGGUGGGCGAACCUGAAAUGACUAUGAUAGACAAAUGAUCAUUGUAACUUUGGCACUUUGGUUUGUAGGACGGCCUUAGCUAUGAUGUGUAGGUUUUCUGAACUAGCCAUCCUACACUGCCAGCACCUUUUGGCUAUUUUCUAAUACUUUGACUUUAUCUAUUUAACUUAUUUACACAGACUUUUUUUUUUUUCAGAGUGAACUCAGGCCAAUAUUUCUUAAAUAAAUUAAACUCUCUUAGAAGA
Molecule: messenger RNA, 3783 nt
Organism: Rana temporaria (common frog)
Lineage: Eukaryota; Metazoa; Chordata; Amphibia; Anura; Ranidae
Gene: SEC14L5
Product: SEC14 like lipid binding 5
Exons: 17
Coding region: 1015-3156 (713 amino acids)
Cellular component (GO): cytoplasm
Source: RefSeq, a predicted model, not a curated record